GUAUAUAUCUUUGAUUUUCUCUUGCACACUGGACUGCGCUCCCUCCUCCCUCCCUCUCUCAUCCCAAACAAUGUCUUUCGCUCCCACCAGCCACCUCGGCAAGGUGCUAUCCAUCCACCGUGACAAACCCUCUUCCCCUUCCAACAAAAAACUCUCUCGCCCUUCACUCUUCAAAACCAUCUCUACCACCGUCGCACUCUCCUCCGCCGCCGCCUCCAUCGUCCUCCACUCCACCCCUCUCACCCCCUUCCUCUCCACGGGCGGAGGCGGAGGUGGAGGCACCACCGGCGGAGGAGGAGGUGGAGGUUGGUUCGGCGGCGGCGGAGGCGACGGAAAUGGAGGCUUCUGGUCCAGACUCCUCACCCCGGCGGCGGCCAACGCCGACGAGCCACAGUCCCAGGAGUGGGACUCUCACGGCUUACCGGCCAACAUCACGGUUCAGUUGAACAAGCUGAGCGGCUUCAAAAAGUACAUGAUCUCGGAGAUCCUCUUCUUCGAUCGGAACCGGAGGGCCAAGGUGAGCGCCGACGACUCGUUCAGCGAGAUGGUGUCCCUCCGCCCCGGCGGCGUUUACACCAAGGCGCAGCUGCAGAAGGAGCUGGAGUCUCUCGCCACUUGCGGAAUGUUCGAGAAGGUCGAUUUGCAAGGGAAGACCAACGCCGAUGGAACCCUAUCGUUGACGGUUGCGUUCAGUGAGAGUACUUGGGAGUCAGCUGAUAGGUUCAGGUGUAUCAACGUGGGUUUGAUGCCGCAGACGAAGCCGGUUGAGAUGGACCCUGAUAUGACUGAUAAGGAGAGAAUGGAGUACUAUUUGAGCCAGGAGAGGGACUAUGAGAGGAGAAUUGAUAGGGCUAGGCCGUGCCUUUUGCCCGGUUCGGUGCACCAGGAGAUUAUGCAGAUGCUGAGGAGACAAGGGACUGUGAGUGCUAGGUUGCUUCAGAGGAUUAGGGAUAGGGUUCAAAAGUGGUACCAUGAUGAAGGGUAUGCUUGUGCCCAGGUUGUGAAUUUUGGGAACCUUAACACUAGUGAGGUUGUGUGUGAGGUGGUUGAAGGGGAUAUCACCCAAUUGAGCAUUCAAUAUCAGGAUAAGCUUGGUAAUAUUGUUGAGGGUAACACUCAAGUACCAGUGAUACAGAGAGAGCUUCCCAGACAGCUGCGCCCAGGUUACACUUUUAAUAUUGAAGCAGGGAAGCAAGCUUUGAGAAACAUAAACUCCCUUGCGUUGUUUUCAAAUAUUGAGGUGAAUCCAAGGCCUGAUGAGAAUAAUGAAGGAGGGAUAAUUGUUGAAAUUAAGCUAAAAGAGUUGGAACAGAAGACGGCUGAAGUCAGUACUGAAUGGAGUAUUGUCCCUGGACGAGGAGGGCGCCCCACUUUGGCCUCGCUUCAGCCAGGUGGAACAGUUUCUUUUGAACACCGGAAUCUGCAAGGACUGAAUAGAUCUGUCACUGGUUCUAUAACAACCAGCAACUUCUUGAAUCCUCAGGAUGAUCUUGCAUUUAAGCUAGAGUAUGCACAUCCAUAUUUGGAUGGUGUAUAUUAUCCACGCAAUCGUACUCUCCGUGUAAGCUGCUUCAAUAGCCGAAAGUUGAGUCCAGUAUUCACUGGGGGGCCAGGAGUGGAUGAGGUGCCCCCAAUAUGGGUUGAUCGUGCUGGUCUUAAAGCUAAUAUUACCGAGAAUUUCACACGCCAGAGUAAAUUCACCUAUGGACUUGUAAUGGAAGAGAUUACAACGCGUGAUGAAAGUAGUCAUAUCUGUGCAAGUGGUCAAAGAGUAUUACCUAGCGGAGGAAUAAGUGCAGAUGGACCUCCUACCACUCUCAGUGGUACUGGCAUUGAUCGCAUGGCAUUUCUACAGACAAAUAUCACGCGUGAUAACACACGUUUUGUGAAUGGAACUAUAGUUGGAGAUAGAAAUAUGUUCCAGGUAGAUCAAGGCCUUGGUAUUGGCAGCCAGUUCCCAUUCUUCAAUCGUCACCAGCUUACUUUGACACGCUUCCUCCAGUUGAUGUCUGUGGAGGAAGGGGCUGGUAAACCACCACCACCUGUGCUUGUCCUCCACGGCCGCUAUGGUGGUUGUGUAGGUGACCUUCCAAGUUAUGAUGCUUUUACUCUUGGGGGGCCCUAUUCCGUAAGGGGUUAUAACAUGGGUGAGAUUGGAGCAGCCAGAAAUAUCCUCGAGCUUGCAGCUGAGUUACGGGUACCUGUUAAAGGUACCCACGUGUAUGCAUUUGCAGAACAUGGCAAUGAUCUAGGGAGUUCAAAGAAUGUUAAAGGGAAUCCUACAGAAGUUUACAGGCGAAUGGGUCAUGGGUCGUCUUAUGGUGUUGGUGUCAAGCUUGGUUUAGUCAGAGCAGAAUACGCUGUGGAUCAUAACUCAGGAACUGGUGCAUUGUUUUUCCGUUUUGGAGAGAGGUUUUGAGGUGAAAAUUAGUCACUUGGUAUUUAGAGGGUUUUUGUUCUCUUGGUUUGCUGAAGAAUUCUUGCACACAAUGAUUGAGGCCUGCAUAAGUUUAAAGUGGCCUUGGUGGUAGAGGGGCGGAGUUUACGAAUUUAUCAACACUUAAACUACAUGUGGUACUAGUAACUUGGUUUUUUCCUGUGUUACCUGCAGAAUUGAUAGGAAGUUCUGUGAAAAUAUUAAGAGAGCAGAUUAUGUCGAUUGAUUUUAUUUUUGCGGCUAGUAAGAACAAGUGAAACGCUAUAAUAUUUAUGUGAAUUUUUUUCUGAUAUAAAUAUAAUUUUUCUAA
This is a messenger RNA of Lotus japonicus, 2747 nucleotides long. Its product is annotated as protein TOC75, chloroplastic. The coding region runs from base 71 to 2419 and encodes 782 amino acids. Gene Ontology annotation, cellular component: chloroplast outer membrane. The record is from RefSeq and is a predicted model, not a curated record. Gene Ontology annotation, molecular function: protein-transporting ATPase activity. NCBI's taxonomy places the organism in Eukaryota, Viridiplantae, Streptophyta, Magnoliopsida, Fabales, Fabaceae. The transcript has 7 exons. Gene Ontology annotation, biological process: protein import into chloroplast stroma; chloroplast organization.